AAUCUUAAAUUCUAACCUCACACUCAAAAUUAAAUAAAAAAGUAUGUUUCGUAUCGUUUCGUAUCCUACCCGAAUCGAUUCAAAAUGGAUUAACUGCGGCUUAUUUUAAAGUAAAUUCGCUUCGAUACAACGGUUUAAGGGGUACCCACAGCAAACCGUCGAAGUUUACUUUAGAUAAAAUGAGGGUGUGCGUUCUUCCGGCGUUAACAGAUAAUUACAUGUACUUGAUUAUCGAUGAAAACACCAAUCAAGCUGCGGUUGUUGAUCCCGUUGAGCCCGAAACGGUUUUAAAUGCUGUUAAGGAAGAAAAAGUUAAUCUUACAAAGGUUUUAACAACACAUCAUCAUUGGGAUCAUGCUGGUGGUAAUGAGACUUUGAUCAAAAAAAGUAAAGGCGCCCUCCAAGUUUUCGGGGGCGAUCAUCGCAUCGGAGCCCUUACUAACGAAGUAAAACAUGGUGAUCAAUUUGCAAUCGGAGAUAUCCAUGUUACUUGUUUAUUUACGCCUUGUCACACCUCUGGACAUAUUUGUUAUUACAUGAAUUCAGCCGGACAACAACCUGCUGUAUUUACGGGCGAUACUUUGUUUAUUGGUGGAUGUGGAAGAUUUUUCGAAGGCACCGCCGAGCAAAUGUAUUGCUCGCUUAUUGAAAAACUCAGUAUGUUACCUGAUCAAACACGAGUUUUUUGUGGGCACGAAUAUACGUUACAAAAUUUGAAAUUCGCUCAACAUGUUGAACCUAACAAUAAAGUUAUUGAACAGAAAAUUGCGGAGGCGCAAGCAAAAAGAGAUAAUAAAGAACCCACGGUUCCAUCUACUAUUGGAGAUGAGAAAAAAAUUAAUCCGUUUAUGAGAGUUACGGAACCUUCUGUACAACAACACGCUGGAACUGGGGAUGCAAUUGAAACAAUGAGAUUAAUACGUAAAGAAAAAGAUACUUUUAAAGGUUAAGUAAUGAAGUGGGGGUUAUUUUUGAUUUAAAAAUUUGUGGAUGAAAGGUUAUUUUUUUUUUUAUUUUAGGAAAGCUAUAGAUUGCAUUUUUAGGGGUUUAUACGUAAUAAUGCUUGAUACUUUUUUAUGUAUAUUUUAUUAAAUAAUAAAUUGUUAUGUACAGAUUA
Molecule: messenger RNA, 1117 nt
Organism: Onthophagus taurus
Lineage: Eukaryota; Metazoa; Arthropoda; Insecta; Coleoptera; Scarabaeidae
Gene: tzn
Product: hydroxyacylglutathione hydrolase tenzing norgay
Molecular function (GO): hydroxyacylglutathione hydrolase activity
Source: RefSeq, a predicted model, not a curated record